AUGAACUCUUCUGAGGAAGUGAACGAAAACGAAGCAAAGUCCAUUCUUGACAAACGCGCUGCUCUUUCCCUGACUGACUUCAAAGCGACUCGACAUGUGAACACGCUGCAAUUUACUCUGUUUCUUUACGCUCAGACGAUCGUCAAGGUUCAAUCGCUCAACAAGAGCAUCAACGAAAUGUGUCCCUGGAAACAGAUCAGUUCGCCGCACGCAGAAUGGAUUCUCAACAAUCUUGACCAGAUUUUCAAACUUUGUUCUUACAACGCGACGAGCCGAGUGGAUGGAAACAUCCUCCCAUUCUCCCGUAUCCUUGCGCGCUUCGAAGAUGAAAUGAUCUACAAUCGCGAGACGAAGCACUGUUCCACGUCAAAACUCAAAAAUUUCAUCACCAGUCACAUCAAUGGCUGCCCAGUCUCAGCCCUCCAAGGAGCGACGACUAGACUUAUCGACAGACCGGCCCGAUUCAUCGGCAAUCAUUCGAUCGUGACGGAAUCAGAAGACAGGGAAUUCUAUUUGAAAAGGAUGGUCGAUCAAACUGCUUGCUUGAAUCAUCAGAUUUUGGAAGACUCUUGUAUACGAAUUUCAAAGUGCGAAAAUAGUACCCUCUACCUUAUCGGCAACAUCAAGUCAGUGAGUAUCUCCCAGUGCAACAACUGUACGAUUGUCGCCCCGUCAGUAUCCGGAAUCGUUCGCCUCACCAAAUCAUCAAAUAUAAGCCUAGUUACCUACUCCAGAUGUCUCUUCAUCUCCACGACCUCAAACUCUACCGUAUAUAGUUCUGUCCCGACGAAUCCAGUUCUUGUCAGUUGCUCCGGAAUCAAACUGGCGCCACUAAAUGUGAAUCAUUCGAGACUGGCAGAAGAUGUCAAGAAAGCUGCUCUUCCAUCGCAUCCCAAUUUGUGGGACAGUCCUCUUGAUUUGACGGUCAGACGAAGCUCAGUUCCGGUUGAAGAAAUCUUUGAGAAGUUAGACCCUAAAGAGUUUUUCUACAUCAAUAUCCCUUUCGAACUUGCCUCUUCAAAACCUCAAAAUCCCGCUCCCCGUGUCGCUAAAUUCUUCAUCGAUCUUCCCGAAGAGUACGCUCAAGCUGUCGCCAGCCAGGAAAAAGUCCUGCGGAACGGCCGAAAACUUACGAAAGACCCACAACUAACAGCCGAAAUGAAGCAAAAUUUAAAGAGUUUCACGAAUAAAUUGUUCAUGGAUUGGCUAAACGAGACUGGCGGUCAGUUGAAGCUGGAAGAGCUGUAUAAACUUGACCCGAUGAGUCCGAAGAAGAAAGUCGUCUAA
This is a messenger RNA of Oikopleura dioica, 1287 nucleotides long. The record is from the annotation of a GenBank genome assembly. Lineage: Eukaryota; Metazoa; Chordata; Appendicularia; Copelata; Oikopleuridae.